Messenger RNA from Triplophysa dalaica, 5248 nucleotides. RefSeq names its product cell adhesion molecule L1-like b (gene chl1b). Gene Ontology annotation, molecular function: cell-cell adhesion mediator activity. The coding region runs from base 330 to 3941 and encodes 1203 amino acids. The transcript has 29 exons. The record is from RefSeq and is a predicted model, not a curated record. Gene Ontology annotation, biological process: cell-cell adhesion; brain development. NCBI's taxonomy places the organism in Eukaryota, Metazoa, Chordata, Actinopteri, Cypriniformes, Nemacheilidae.
UUGUCACUCGUUUAAUGAGCUUCUUUGCCAAGAGAAAGGCUUUGGCAACAUAUGUCUCCCCAGUGCCUCUCUCACACCGCACCGCACGCUAGCGGAGUCUCUCGUUCCCGUGUCUGCUGCGGUAGACGUUUCUCUGGAUUUCCUCAGUCUUGUACACGCCUGUGGGAUUAGACCGUGCAAAAGAGGAAGCUUUCACUAUCUUUCUAAGGAAGCGCAGACAGAAUGAAGCAGAUCCCUGUUGCGAGACCCCAGACUGCGCUGGAGUGAGAUGCACUGACUUCUGGAAGACUUCAAUAUUCCUGUCAUCCUCCGCUCAACUGUGGCCAGUCAUGCGGUUGUUAUGGAAAAUAGGAGUGACCCUCUUUUUGGGUGCUUGUCUUAAUAUUAUCUGCAGGUAUCAAGCUAAUGCCCUGGAUAUUCCUCUUGAUGUCUUAGAACGCAUAAACAUGGAACAGCUGCCCACAAUUACGGAGUUCUCUCCUGGAUCUCUGAUCGCCUUCGCUUUCGAAGAGAGCUUCCCCGUGAAGUGUGAGGCGAAGGGAAAUCCUGUACCACAGUUCAGGUGGACAAAAAACGACCAGGACUUUGAUCCUUAUCAGGAUCCAAGAUUGGUAACGCUAGAGGACUCCGGAACAUUCAUCAUUCCGAAUGAUGGGAAUCUUACAGAAUUCCAGGGAAUUUAUCGUUGCUUCGCCACUAACAAGUUAGGCACAGCCAUGUCAGAGGAGAUUGAAUUUAUUGUUCCCAAUGUUCCAAAGUUUCCUAAAGAGAUCAUUGACCCUAUUGAGGUUAUGGAAGGUCAGUCAGUUAUUCUGGAAUGCAACCCACCAAAAGGACUCCCCCCUCUGCAAAUCUACUGGAUGACAAUAGGUUUGCAGCAAAUUGAACAGGACGAGAGAGUUUCAGUGGGUCUGAAUGGGAACCUGUACUUUUCAAAUGCCAUCGAGACUGACAGCCGCAGGGACUACUGCUGCUUUGCCUCCUUUAGACGCAUGGGAACCGUCGUCCAGAAACCUGCCAUGUCCGUCAAUGUUAAAAGCAAUAAGUUAAUGAAGGGCUCAGGUUCUGGUAGCGGCACAGGUUAUGCGAACUCUCUUUUGGAGAGGAAGCCCAGUCUGUUGACGCCUACAGGAAAGGAGUCACACGUAUAUUUAGUGAAAGGAGAAGAACUUCAGCUGGAGUGUAUUGCAGAUGGAUUUCCAACUCCAAAGGUAGAGUGGGUUAGAAUGGGCCACAAGCUGCCAGAGAAGGCCGUGGUGGAAAGUCAUGGGAAGUUGCUCACUAAAGAGAUGGUGAAUGAAGAAGAUGAAGGAAAAUAUAUGUGCAAAGCCAAAAAUCUUCAUGGAGAGGCUGUGCAUUAUUUUCAUGUGACAGUAGAGGAGCCACCCGAGUGGGAGAUAAUGCCACAGAGUCAGCUGGUGACAAUUGGAGCUGAAGUGGAGAUCAAGUGUGUGGUCAAAGGAAAUCCACAGCCAAGUGUUACAUGGCGGGUCAACAGCCUUCCUCUCAAUGAGGUCCCAGUUUCCAACAGAAAGAUCAUGAAAGACGGCACCAUUUCCAUCCACAACGCAAGCCCAGACAACAGCGCGGUUUACCAGUGCGAGGCCACAAACCGACAUGGCACCAUUCUAGCUAAUGCCAACAUUAUGAUUAUGAACAUACAGCCGGUGAUCUUAACAGAAGACAAUCUUCCGUACAUGGCUGUGGAGGGAAAAGGCAUCAUCAUGCACUGCAAGGUCUUCAGCUCGCCCACCUCCAGCAUUACGUGGAGUCAAGCUGACAGCGCCAACGCAGUGGAAGGAGAAAGAUUCUUGGUUCAUAAGAACGGUUCGCUGGAGAUCCAUCACGUGACGAAAGAGGACAUGGGAGAGUACUCAUGUUUUGCUCAAAAUACUGAGGGAAAAGUUGCCAUUUCUUCGACCCUUGAGGUCAAAGAUCCUACCAGAAUAGUAGACCCCCCACAGGAUUUGCGGGUUUCGGCUGGAACCACCAUCCAGUUUUCGUGCCAGGCGACGUUUGAUUCUUCCUUCGGUAGCGACUUUGAGAUUCUCUGGGAAAAAGACGGUGUAGCCCUCAACAGUAGCGUGGACACACGAUAUGUCCUGGACGAUGGAGUGCUCGAGAUUAUCAAUGUGAGCUUUGGAGACCAGGGCUUAUAUAUGUGUGUGGCCAGAACACCGGUCGACCAAGACACGGCUGUAGCACAGCUCUCAGUUGUGGAUGUUCCUGAUCCACCAGAAAAUGUGAUACUAUCUGAACACAAUGGCAGAAGUGUGAAACUACUCUGGAUUUCAGGAGACGAUCAUAACAGCUCCAUCACUGAGUUCGUCAUUGAGUUUGAGGAGAGUCAGUUCGAGCCUGGAAGCUGGAAGGAGCUGAAGAGGGUACCCGGAAACCAUCAGUCGGCCAUUCUGAAGCUUCAAGGACACGUGGACUACCGCUUCCGAGUCUCCGCCAUCAACGAGGUCGGAAGAAGUCGCAGGAGCCAGGCCACCGAAAGAUACAAAACUCCUUCAUCAGCACCUGACAAGAACCCUGAAAAUAUCAAGAUCGAAGGUCAUUUGCCACACGAAAUGGAUAUCAACUGGGAGCCAUUGUCACCCAUCGAACACAACGGACCGAAUUUGGAGUAUAAAGUUAGCUACCGAAGACAAGGAACCGAAGACUGGGUGGAACACGUCAUAAAGAGGCAUUCGUUUGUUGUUAAAAACACCCCAACGUUCGUCCUUUACGAGAUCAAAAUUCAGGCCAAGAACCACGCCGGUUGGGGCCCGGACCCCAAAAUAAUAACCGCGUACUCUGCAGAGGAUUUCCCCUCAGCAGCUCCAGAGGACAUAAGCGCGGAGUUGAUGAACAACACCGUGGUGAAGGUCAGAUGGGCCCACGUUCACAAGGACAAACUCCAUGGACAUCUGGGGGGCUAUAGGGUGAGCUGGUGGAGGCUGCGCAGCCUUUUGGACUCGAAGAAAACACACGGUGACAAACAUACGCUGACAUUUUCUGAAGAGAGGACCCAUGCGGUGGUAACAGGUCUAAGGCCGUUCUCUGAAUACAGCCUCAUCGUCAUGGCCUUUAACGGCAGAGGAAACGGACCUGGAAGUCACCCGGUCAGUUUCAAAACUCUAGAGGGAGUUCCCGGUCAAGUGGUUUCUUUCAGAGCUACAAACAUCCAAAAACACAAGGUGAUCUUGACCUGGUCUCCUCCCAUUGACGCAAAUGGAGUUCUUAUUGGCUACAUCCUCCAAUAUCAGCUAAUAAACGACACGGAGGAAGUUGGUCCUUUGAUGACCCUGAACAUCUCUGCAGACAGCAAUAAGUUGCACCUCCAGGACUUGGAAGCGCUGAGCAGAUACAAGUUCUAUCUGCGGAGCUGCACGAGGGUGGGCUGCGGCCCGGCGGUCAGCGAAGAGUGCACCACAGUCCCCGAAGCGACUUCAACAGAUGUGGCCUCUUUCAACAUCAGAAAAUCCGGCCCGCAGUUACCUUCAAGAAAAACUACCGUUUCUCCUGUGGCUAAUGCAACUCUUUCCUCCAUAGGUUUGGCCAGUAUUCACGGGGGCAUCUCCAACCAGGGCUGGUUCAUCGGACUCAUGUGCGCCAUAGCACUGCUCACCCUCAUCGUUCUCAUAGCCUGCUUCGUAAACCGAAACAAAGGAGGAAAAUACUCAGUGAAAGAGAAAGAGGAUCUACACCCAGAUCUGGAGUCCCCAGGCAUAAACGACGACACCUUUUGCGAAUACAGCGACAAUGAUGAGAAACCACUGAAAGGCAGCCAGCAUUCCCUCAAUGGCAACUUGAAAGCAGACAGCGGAGAUAGUAUGGUGGACUACGGCGAAGAGGACGCUCACUUUAAUGAGGACGGCUCCUUUAUUGGCGAAUACUCCGGAUGCAAGGAAAGGGUCUCCAUGGAAAUCAAAGGAAACAAUCAGAGCACGGCGUAAUGGAGCGUGGACAAAUUAUUUCUCGGACAAGCUCUCACAAAGGUCAGUCUGAAGGGAGUAGGAGGAGGUAACGGCAAAGCGUCGGCGUAAUGGAACCCGAAGGACAUUUUCGCAAUUAAUGUGUUAUCGUCAAACUCUCAGUCAUACUCACAUCAUUUUACGUACAAAGUUUAGUUUGUUUUCGUUUGCCCGUUUGACCAUCCGUCGUGUACACUUGUGGGGUGUUUUUUAAGUAUCAAAUCCUCAAGGCUGCCGGAUCUUCGUUUUCGUGAACAUGAACUCCGACGGCCUACGAGAGCAGAACAUUCCCACGUUUCUGGUUUCUUCUGCAUUCGUGUCAUCCAAGCGAGUUUUCCGUCAGGGUAUGAACUUUGUAUUUUUAUUUUUCCAUUCGAGACAAAUUUUAUUGACGUUUUAUAUUUCAGAUACUGUAUACUGUGCAUUCGUUAAAUGUGGGUUAUUAUGUGUACAAAGUUGUUGCUUAAGUAAUCACCUUCUGUUGGAAUCCAAAAAUGCGCAAGGUAAAAUAAGGGUCGACUCACUCAGUCUCACAUGCUUUUGAGCAUUUUGUACAUUAAGAUGAUGAUAAUAAACGGUUCAGGCUGUACUAACAAGAUGCAUAGACAUUACAAUUUACAUUACAGCGCUGCUUCUAACUAAUAUUACAGUAUGUUAAUUAGACACAGAUAUAAUUUUAAACACGGUUGAAAAAACAAAUGCCACUUUUUGCCGUGAUGUACUGGGAAGUGUGGUGUGAUAAAUUACAAUGUUUGGUUAUGUGAUACAGGGUUGGAAUUCCACUAGUCCAUGUUGACAUGAUGAAUUACUUUGAAUAUAAAUGUGUGAGCCAGUGACCAAGCAAAAGUCUCAAGAUCCAAUUUGGAGAAAAUGAGCAUCAAAGUUUGAUUUCAGCUAUUAAUUUCACUAUGAUUUCAAUCUUUGGCUUUACUCGGUCAGUAUUAAAGAAAUCAAGGUUAUUUUUCACAGAAUGUUCUUUACAUUAUGUUGAAUGUUUUUUAAAUCACAAAAAAGACUAUAGCUUGGUUUUCACAGAAUGGGUCACAUGUUUCCAAACCCAGUUCUGCAGAAAGCAGAAUUUCAUCAGAAUGGCUCCACACAUGUAUUUUUGUUUUCAAGAAAUGUUUCUGUACAAACAUUCUGUUUGCAUGUUUAAAGCUGUUGAAUGAGGUUUGUGCACAGAUUUGACAUUAAAUUGUAUCAUUUGUUUCUCCGUCCUGGUUUUGAGGACUCCGUCAUGGCUUUAUUCCUUUUGAAAGCUCGAGGUAAAUUAAAGGCAUGUUGGGUGA